This is a messenger RNA of Canariomyces notabilis, 1247 nucleotides long. RefSeq lists its product as uncharacterized. The record is from RefSeq and is a predicted model, not a curated record. Lineage: Eukaryota; Fungi; Ascomycota; Sordariomycetes; Sordariales; Chaetomiaceae. The transcript has a single exon. Bases 199 to 1143 code for a protein of 314 amino acids.
CAACAAUCUUACUGAUGUUCAAAAGUCAUGAAUGAACUCUAUCUUUAGCAGUUACCAAAGUUCCUAAGGUACCUUGCAAUACUGUCUUGACAAAAGUCGACUUAAACCUCACAGAUAUUGAUCUCCCUGCCAUGGACACAGCAGCGUUUUGUUUAGUCUCCUUCUUCUCCUCUCCUGUCACAAGCAAUCACCAUCACGAUGGUACGACUUAGCCUAGCUGCCUUCAUCGCCUUGGCAGCCUCAUUGGCAACGGCCGUAGUCCCCAACUCACCCCGCUUCGAUCUCUCCAAGCCCUCCUACGACCUCUUCCGCCACAAGACCCUACACGACGACACCGUCCAGCAAAGCUUCGCCUUUGACAACACCAACCGACGCCUCUUCGUCGCCCAGCGCCGCAACGGCGCCUCGCCCGAGUCCGGCGACCUCUGCAUCACCCAGCUCGACUUCUCCGGCAAACAGCUCGGCUACAUGCACCUAAGCGGCUUCGGCCACGGCGUGUCCUUCGGCGCACAGGCCGAUGGCUCAGCAACAUACCUCUGGACCGAGGUCGACGCGAAUAGCAAGGGCUACGGCAAGCGCCUGGCACGCUUCAAGUUCGGCAGCGGCACCACCCUGUCCAGCACCUCGGGUAAAGAUAAACUGCAAAAGUUUACCCCCGUCCCGGAUGCCACGGAACACACCUGCUCCAUCGACCCCGUGCACAACCGUCUGGUCGUGCGGUACAACCUGAGCGGCAAGGACAAGGGGAAGUACAUAUCCGUCUACUCCCUGACGGACGCCAUAAAAGGGAACUUUUCCUCCCCAUUAGCAAAUUUUAAACAGCCCCUCCCAAAGACACAAGGAGAGAAUUUUCAGGGGUACACGGCCUACGGCCGGUAUUUGUAUCUGCUGUGGGGGGACUCGUACGACGCGAGCGGACGCAAGGUCAACUCGGAGCUUGCCAGCGUCGACUUGAACACGGGGAAAGUUGUGCAGGGUCCGUUGAUUACCAAGGCUGGGUCGACGCUUGAGUUUCGUGAGCCUGAGGGACUGGCGGUUUACAAAACGGCCGAUGGGCAGGUGAGGUUGUUUUUGGGCUUUGCGUCGGGUAAGGCGGGGGAUAGGAGGUCGAAUUUGUUUUACAAGAACGUGACGGUUGCUUAAGGGCAAGUGGUUGGAAUGGGUUUGGAAUUGGGUGUGCCUAAUCUUAGAUUCAGAGCGAUCUAUCCUGGUUGUGGGUAUGGAAAGAGAAAAUGUAGAAUCAGGGG